Molecule: messenger RNA, 1764 nt
Organism: Paracoccidioides lutzii Pb01
Product: lactation elevated protein
Exons: 4
Coding region: 1-1764 (587 amino acids)
Biological process (GO): protein quality control for misfolded or incompletely synthesized proteins
Cellular component (GO): cytoplasm; mitochondrion
Molecular function (GO): ATP hydrolysis activity; ATP binding
Source: RefSeq, a predicted model, not a curated record
AUGCGAACCCCGCUACGUUCCCACCACCCCACCCGAAUCGCUGAUGCGAUCCUAGCCCCGUGUUCUCGGCUUCCCACUGUUUCUAGGCUUGUUGGGGGCUGGAAUUAUGGUAGCCUUACCUGUGUGGAUUGUAGGAGUCGUCUGGGACGCGGGCAGGAAAGGGUUUAUCCUUAUACAGCGACAUUGCGGCUCUUUAGUAGCGGAAUUGGAAUACGGGGCCCCGGACAUCAACAACAGCAACAACAGCAACAGCGGGUAGCGACAAUUUCAGGUAGUACACCUCGAGUUGCUGAGGUUAUAGAGCAGGUGCGUGUCACAUCCGUGGCGGAUGGUGUUGAUCAACAACCAGUUUUCGGUCCGAUGCAGGAGUAUGAGGCCCGAGUACAGUCAGGAAGAUUGAAGGAUGAUGCUCAUCAGAGAGACAUCAUCCAACAUCUUCAGGACCUCCACGAAAUUCUCCGCUCCUACACACCACCAGUCGUAGUCCAUCCAACGAUCUCCUCCCUCCAGAAUCCGGAACCAAGACCCUCCUUCCUUGGUUCGCUUUUUAGCCGCACCCCACCGCGGGCAGCCACCACGCAGAUCCCACCCAAUCUGCCAAAGGGUCUAUACAUGUUUGGAGAUGUUGGCUGCGGUAAGACCAUGCUGAUGGACCUUUUCUUUGACACCCUGCCGGAAAAUAUCACGUCACGGCAGCGCAUCCAUUUCCACAACUUCAUGCAGGACGUGCAUAAACGGCUUCAUGUGAUGAAAAUGGAACAUGGGAAUGAUUUUGAUGCUGUGCCCUUUGUCGCAGCCGAUAUCGUGCAGGGGGCUAGCGUGCUUUGCUUCGAUGAGUUUCAGUGCACAGACGUGGCAGAUGCGAUGAUUCUGAGAAGACUCCUCGAAUCGCUCAUGUCCCACGGUGUUAUCCUCGUCACAACCUCCAACCGCCAUCCAGAUGACCUGUACAAGAACGGCAUCCAACGUGAAUCCUUCAUCCCAUGCAUCACCCUGCUAAAAACCUCCCUAACGGUCCUGAACCUUGACUCUGCCACUGACUACCGCAAAAUCCCCCGUCCGCCGUCCGGUGUCUACCACCACCCACUCGGCAUGCCCGCUGACCACCACGCGGACAAAUGGUUCGAGUACCUAGGCGACUUCUCCAAUGACCCUCCUCACUCCGCAGUGCACCAAGUGUGGGGACGGGAUGUGGAAGUUCCUCUGGCAAGUGGCAAGGCGGCACGGUUUACGUUCCAGCAGUUGAUUGGGAGGGCGACUGGAGCGGCGGAUUAUCUUGAGCUGAUGAGGAGUUAUGAUGCCUUUAUUGUGACGGAUGUACCUGGGAUGACGAUCCGGGAGCGCGAUUUGGCGAGGAGGUUUAUUACAUUUAUUGAUGCAGUUUAUGAGAGUCGGGCAAAACUCGUCCUCACCACCGCCGUUCCCCCUGCUAAUCUCUUCCUCUCCAAUGAGGAAGUUCAAGAAUCCAUGUCUGAAAAUAAGUCAUCAUCAAAAGACAACAACGAAGCUCCUGAGUACCUUCCUGACGCUAUGCGCCAUCUUAUGGACGACCUAGGCCUGUCCAUGUCUGCGCUAAAGUCCAGUUCCAUAUUCAACGGCGACGAGGAGCGCUUUGCGUUUGCGCGGGCAUUGUCGCGGCUGGCUGAAAUGGAAGGGAAGGAGUGGGUUGAGCGGGGAUUGGGUAUUGGAAUGGAUGCGAAGGCUGGAGAUGAGGACAAAGCUGCGUGGAAUAAGGCGCGGAGUCGAUGGAGGGAGGAUAGUUAA